Molecule: messenger RNA, 2840 nt
Organism: Puntigrus tetrazona (Sumatra barb)
Lineage: Eukaryota; Metazoa; Chordata; Actinopteri; Cypriniformes; Cyprinidae
Gene: niban1a
Product: niban apoptosis regulator 1a
Exons: 14
Coding region: 90-2594 (834 amino acids)
Source: RefSeq, a predicted model, not a curated record
UUUCAGAUUCUCCCUCAGCACUGAAUACAGUAACACAGAAUCAUCUUCACCACAGCAGAGAAGAGUUCACCUGAACUAAGCAGAGCAGCAUGGGAGCAUCGUCCAGUUUUCUGGAUGAAAACAAAUCCAACUACAUAAAAGAGCAAGUUGAUGAAAAAUUUAAGGAAUUCUCAACGAUAUAUAGGAAGCAAUAUUCUCUGGCUUACCUGUCCCAGAUCCGAGAUGAACUUGAGCAACGCAAAGAGAAGCACACGCAGCUUCUCAAACAACGGAACUCUCCGAAACCGGGAAAGGUGUUGUAUGAGGAGAAUGUAAAAUGCUUUAAUGUUAGCAGGAGGAAGUGGAAGGAUAGGCAUAUAGUAAUCCGUGCCAAUUUCGUCCUGGAGUGCUUCGAGAGCUACAAGAGGUUUUUAAAAGGCUCGCCUCCUUUAUACAGACUGAUGCCUACAGGAGGCACCAUACUGACUACAGAAGAGACAUACAUGGAAAUGAUUAACCAGUGCUGCCCUGACAUUAACAAUGUCCAGGAGGAAUUCGUACCCUCAGUGGCGGACAUGCCAGGGCAGUUCCCAGUUUAUCUUAGACUUCCAUACCGCCAGGAUUUCUACUUCUGUUUCCUAAAUGAGAACUCUCAAGAUGAUUUCAUCUCCAUCUUAUCUGACUGUGUUCGCCACCAGAACAAAGAUUUUCUCAAAAAGACGACGUGUGAGGUAAAGGCUUUCCUCAAAGCCUUUCAGCUCUAUAGGCAGGAGAAAGGCCAAUAUGAAUCAUGGGAUAUGCUCAUAGGCAGUGAUGUGCGGGGUCUUGCUAAUCUGUUCAUGGAGGACUUGAUGCCCUUUUUAGAGAACGAAUUGGAGCCAUGUUUGAAAAGCAAGAGAGCAGACAAUAGGAGAGUGUGGUUUGCGACGGUUGAAGCAACUUAUUUCCUGCUGCAAGAGCAUCUAUUUGAAAGGAUGAAAACGCUGAAGCAGGAGUGCCAAGAGAAGGUGAAACAACAGGACGUGCUCAUGCGCUCUGAUAUGGACCAGAUCACCAGCUCAAGAGCGUUCCUGGAGGGCAAACUCAGAGCCAUGGUAACUGAGCCAGCAACACAAUACUGCACAGAGCAGGUGCAGCCGUACCUGCCAGCCAUCUUGGAGGAAGUGAUGGGACCCAUAAGCCUGGGCUUCACAGAGGCCCGGGAUUUGAGCGAGGGCAUGAUGGAGCAGCUCUGUCAGGACUUCCAGGAUGUUGACCAAAGAGAGGAACUCCGACAGGCUCUGUUUAAGAUGAGCAGGGCUAAUUUACAGAGUUGCUAUGAUAAAGUAAAUGGACUGGCAGAUCACAUUCAAGAGCUACAGCAAACCUUCAACUACUGCAUUAAAGGUCUGGCGGACAGCACACAGAUAGACUUAAAACAGCUGAUGGAGAAUACAGAGUAUACCUUUGAGCUGCUUGUGCGAAAAGCUCUGGAGGACCCAUCAGUCAGUCUUUCAAUGGCUAUGGAAAAGGCUGCGAACAGGGUUCUGAAGCAAUUUGAUUAUGACAGUAGCACAGUGAGGAAGAGGAUCUUGCAGGAGGCACUGAUCAACAUCACACUACCUAACAUCAAAAAGCACCUGGCCCCGUCCUUCAAAGAGGAACUACCCAAAUUUGAGCAAUACAUAUUUGCUGAUUAUACAAACUUCAUUAAUGUGGAAAACGUGUAUGAGGACAUUAUACAGGAGAUACUGGAAAAAGACGUCAGUAUGGUGGUCAAAGAGGCAGCCAGCAAGAAGAAAUUCAACCUGUUCACCGAGAGCAGAUACAAUUUCAGCGUGUCCAGCUUAUCCUUCACACCCCCAGGAUCUGCACCCAGCAGCCCAGGAUACUUAAAUACUUCCCCAAAACAGCGCACACCCAUGCCGCCCUCCCCACUGCUGGGCAAUGGCCUGACAACAAACCAAACUGUGACUGUUCACUCAUCAGAAAGCCGUGCAUUGAACCAAGCUCUGCCUAUCAUGGGAAAAAUCGAUGAAGGAGAAAACACAGCACUCAUAGAGGAAAACAGUAAUGAUGUAUUCGUCACUGAGACUAAGACUAAUCCAGAACUCGCCUCAAAGGCCAUGGAUGCUUUGGUCAGUUCCACUCCCAUUAUUACGGUAACAGAAGCUGUAGAAAAUGCUGGUAAUAAUAAUUCAACAACAGGAGGUGAUGCAUCUUCUUCAGACUUUGGUAAUAAACCCAUAGUAGUAAUCAACCCGAUCUGUAUGAAAACUUCUGGCUUUGAUGGUGAGCCUACUGCAACCGAGAAGAACAGCAAGGAAACCCUAAAGACAGAAGAUUCAUCUACUGAUCCAGCCAAGAUUAAAGCACUAAUACAUGAAGAAAGCACAUAUCCGAUUGCGGUUUGUUUAUCUAUUGAAGAUGCAGAGGAUGGCGAUAUCUACAAAGAGUUCACAGGCAAAGAAAUCAUGGAUCUUUCAGAAAAAGCUUUAGAAUCCCAGUCUUCACCAGUCCUAGUGGAUGAGCCCAGGCCCCUGGACUGUGUGAAGGAGAUCCGGGACCUGGUAGUGGAGGUUAUUGAAAUAGAGCACAUGGUUCAACCUUCCAAAGACAAUGGAGAAAUGGUUUAAGUUUUAAUCAAAUUUCAGGUCAGGACAUAAAACUUGUUCAGUCCAUUUUUUGUAAUAUGAGACAAAUUGUAAAUUUUGAAGUUGGUUUCAUAAUUUUGCAGAAGGUAAUUAUAGUUUAGAAUAGAUGUAUAUGUAUAUAUACACACCACUAUUCAAAUGUUUGGGGUAAGAUUUUCUUUCUUUUGUUUUUUUUUAAUUACAGAAAUUAAUACUUUUAUAUCGAUGGAAUUGCUUAUAAUGUAAUAA